Letharia columbiana is the source of this 987-nucleotide messenger RNA. RefSeq lists its product as uncharacterized. Bases 1 to 987 code for a protein of 328 amino acids. The record is from RefSeq and is a predicted model, not a curated record. NCBI's taxonomy places the organism in Eukaryota, Fungi, Ascomycota, Lecanoromycetes, Lecanorales, Parmeliaceae. The transcript is spliced from 5 exons.
AUGAACCCAACACGUCCACUUCAAACCUGGCUUUUCUUGGUUCUCAUUGUUCAAGCGCUCGUUGUCCAAUAUGUACAAGGCAGAGAGCUCAACUUCACUGAAUUAUUCCUUCUAUCAGGCCAAUCAAGUUCGAUCGAUCGCCUCAAUCAGACUUUGCUACCUCAAGACAUAUCCGCCAGUAGACCGGCCGUCUUUUGCGACGGGAACGAAUAUGGAAAAGACCUAGUUGUUGCAGACUGCAGGGACGCCAUUACAGGGAUCAGACGCAACACACAGCGGGUGAGAUUUGGCGAACGCUCCGCUGACAUACGCACAUGGGACGUGGGCCUUCCUUCCCGACAGAUAGGGUUACAGGGACUUUGCACGGUUCAAUUGGAAUUUAAGCCUGGCAAAUCAUCCGCUAUUGCGACCUCACUUGUUGUAUUCCAAGCCGCCGUCGCCGUUUUAGGGACCUGCGUCGCAGGAACAGGGAUAAACACAGGUGGACUUGCAAUCGAUAUAGGCGGAGACAACAAUUUAGGCGUGGCUCUAGCCUCGUAUGAUCCGCAUGUGCAUUGCGUCGAUGGCUCCAUCGGUCCACCAGGCUCUACAGUUCCCCCUCUCAAAUCUUGCAAUGCCGUUGUAGGCUUCAUGUUCGCUACGAAAGAUGUCAUCUCAUUUGGCAAACCAGGCAGUGGCGCAAGUAGAAUCGUUCCAGGCGUGGAUGCAUCUCCAGAUCAUCAAUGUGUUUUAGAAGUUGAUACUACCGGGCCGAUGGACAACGUGUCUUGGUAUGAUAUUUGGGCGGCUGCUGUAGCUGUUACUGGAAUGUGUGUAAGAAGUGGAAAAACGGGCAAGGCGACGGGUCUCGGUGAGAAUGGUAAUAUCUUCAUUACGAUGUGGAAUCCCUCUUCGGCCUCUGGAGUACCUGUUAUUACACGCAAUACAACCUUGAUAAGCAAUGUAAGAGAGUUGGAAGCAUCAAACGAUUCGUGGUCGACGGCUUAG